AUGAGCAACUGGGAAGACGUUCUCGCCACUGCCGAGUUUGCAUACAAUAACUCUGCCUCAUCGUCGACUGGGCUCACUCCGUUCUACGCCAAUUACGGUUAUCACCCAGCCUCUCACAACCACCCUGACGGUGCGCCGCGGAACCCGGGGAGCCGUCUCUACGCCCACUGGAUGACCCAGGUUCACGACCACGCCCAAGAGCAUCUCGACCGUGCCCGUCAGAGAAUGAGAGACUGGGCGGAUAAGAAGCAAAACGGAGGCCUCGGUCUAUGA
This is a messenger RNA of Sordaria macrospora k-hell, 273 nucleotides long. RefSeq lists its product as uncharacterized. NCBI's taxonomy places the organism in Eukaryota, Fungi, Ascomycota, Sordariomycetes, Sordariales, Sordariaceae. The record is from RefSeq and is a predicted model, not a curated record. Gene Ontology annotation, molecular function: nucleic acid binding.